This is a messenger RNA of Megalops cyprinoides (Indo-Pacific tarpon), 2597 nucleotides long. RefSeq names its product methyltransferase like 13 (gene mettl13). The transcript has 8 exons. Bases 348 to 2441 code for a protein of 697 amino acids. Lineage: Eukaryota; Metazoa; Chordata; Actinopteri; Elopiformes; Megalopidae. The record is from RefSeq and is a predicted model, not a curated record.
GGCAAAGUUGACAUGUGGAAGCAGAACUUAAGGUAAAAUCGGCAUGUUUUCAUUCAUCAGUACAACAACACUGACUGUCUGAGACUUUUAAGUUAGUUAUUACAAAGGGCAGUAAUAUAAAGGCGGUGUUACACGCGGUGGAGGACGUUCUCACUCAGCGUAAAAGAUAUGGCUGUUCAGCUAGCCAGAUGUAUGUUAGCUGAGUUUAGUGAACCACAAUUUCUUAUAUAGCAAACCAAGGAGCAUGCCUUUCUGGAGUUUCUUCUGGUUUAUAUUUUUGAAUAACCAAAGACAGACUCAGUGACAGACUCAGAUAGCUCGUGUAUAGAAGAUCGACGUAGGUGAAGAUGAACCUGCUGCCACACACCGCUGAAGAGUUCAGCUCUGCAGAGUACUGGGAGCGUUUUUUCCGGCGGCGUGGAGACAAGGCUUUUGAGUGGUAUGGCGACUAUAAUCAGCUGUGCGGAGUUCUGCACAAGUACAUCAAACCCCGUGACCAGGUAUUGGUGGUGGGUUGUGGGAACUCCGAGCUGAGUGAGCAGCUUUAUGACGUGGGCUACCGACAGCUCACCAACAUCGACAUCAGCGAGACAGUGGUCACCCAUAUGAACCAGCGUAAUGCUGAGCGCCGGCCCGGCCUCACCUUUUUGCAGGCCGAUGCCACCCAGACCUCCUUUGAGAGUGGCAGCUUCCAGGUGGCGCUCGACAAGGGCACGCUGGAUGCCAUGGCCUCCCAGGAAGAGGGGGCUUUGGCGGGGCGGAUGCUGGUUGAGGUCGGCCGGGUGCUCGUGGUGGGCGGCCGCUACAUAUGUGUGUCUCUGGCCCAGGAACACGUGGCGAAGCUGGCGGUGGAGCAUUUCGUCAGGGAGGGUUGGGCGGUCAGGCUGCAUUGCCUGGGAAGCAUGGAAGGAGAGGAUAGUGGGCCGGACUCAUCCUCAUUUGCUCUGCCCGUUUUCGUGUUGGUCUGUACCAAGUUCCGCCAGCCUCCCCCAUGCCCCGUGCUGGAGAUGUGUCAGGGUGAAGACGGUGCCCCCAGGAGGCUGGCCUCAGUGCAGGAGCUGCUGUCUGCAGUGAAAGAGUGUCAGGCUUACGCCCUGCUGCGCCAGAGGCUCCGCGCUGGCACAGAUGCCACCCAGAGCCCCUCCCUCACCCUGUGCCACGCCACGACGGGCCGCCCCCGCUACACUCUCACCGUGCAGGACAGCCCCCCCACGGCCAAGCUGCCCCGCACCAACUACUUUGCCAUCUUCAUCGUGCCUCAGGGACGGGAGUCUGAUUGGAUGUAUGGCUCUGCUGAGGGGCGGAGCCAGCUGGCACGUAGCGCUGGCUUCAGGCGGCUGGUGAUCGUGGCCAUGCACCGGGACCAGGAGUACCAGGAUAUGCAGGCUGUACAAUCAGAACUCUCUCCCAUGGUGAUGGAUCUUGCCCCACCUGGAAUGCCAGCCAAUCAGCAGGUGCCCUUCUUGUCAGUGGGGGGGGAGUUGGGCUGGAGGGAGGUGGUCAGUAGAGGGGUGAGCGCACUCAGUGGGGAGUACUCUGUGGAGGACGUGCGUGGAGAGGAUGGGCAGUUGUAUCGCAGGCUGGUGUUCCUGAACAAUGCUGGACUGGUGCAGUCUGAGAGCCGGCUCAGCACCCAGGCCACUGCUUCAGCCCGUAAGAAAAGCAAAAAAAAGAAGUCAAAGUCAGCUGCUCCUCAAGCUGCUGGUGGCCCCCCCAGUGUGGACCGAGGCUUCCUGUGCUGUGCCCACCACAGAGUCAUGGUGGCUGGGCUUUCUCUGCUGGGGGUGGGCUCUGCGGACAGCAAAGGCCAACCUGUAUCUGUACUGCUGGUGGGACUGGGUGGAGGAGGACUGCCACAGUUUGUGAGGGACUUUGUCCCUGCAGCAUCUGUGGAGGUUGUGGAGCUGGACCCUACCAUUCUGGAGGUGGCCCAGACCUGGUUUGGGUUCCAUGUAGAUGAAAGAUUAAAGGUGACAUUGGGUGAUGGAUUGGAGCACAUAAAAACACUUGCGAGUCAAGGUGAAUGCUUUUAUGAUGUCAUCAUGUUUGAUGUGGACAGCAAGGACCCCACGCUGGGUAUGAGCUGCCCUCCACCUGCCUUUGUGGAAACAUGUUUCCUGGAGAAAGUGCGCAAUCUGCUAACUCCUCGAGGCAUCUUCAUGCUGAACUUGGUGUGCCGUGACUCUGCUCUGAGGGAGAGUGUGCUGGGGCGUGUCCGGGGGGUGUUUCCUCGCGUGUUGUCGCGGGGGAUUGAGGAGGAGGUCAACGAGGUGCUCCUGUGUGUGAGGGGAGGGGGCGAGCAGGGAGAACAGACCCCCGUCAGCCCCCCAGCCCUGCGCAAGGCAGCUCAGAGCCUGCAGGGGGCACUACGGGGCCACGGUACACCCUGCAACCCAGACAUUGACAUUGCUUCUCUGCUGGAAGACCUGAAAAUUGCAUGAGGAAAGCAGAAGUGGGAGGAGAGGGUAGAGUGGAGGCAAUGAUGAAGAUAUCUUGUGAGGGAGGAGAUUGUUGGUUGCAGGUUAGAGGUGGCUGUGGAGAGUUGAGGUGAGAGGAGGAGGACAUAUAAAGUAGAUGUUUAAGGGGAAGUACACAAU